Sabethes cyaneus is the source of this 768-nucleotide messenger RNA. RefSeq lists its product as uncharacterized. Lineage: Eukaryota; Metazoa; Arthropoda; Insecta; Diptera; Culicidae. The record is from RefSeq and is a predicted model, not a curated record. Bases 1 to 768 code for a protein of 255 amino acids. The transcript has 2 exons.
AUGAAACCGGGGCUGAUAGUGAUAUGCAGUCUGGCGCUGCUAGUGAUCGCCGGUGGUUCUGUGAUAAAGUGCCCGAAUUGCAAUAAAAACGAAUGUGAGUGCAUACAUAAAGUGCUGAAGGCAUCCACCGUUCCGCCAUUCCCCUUCUGCAAGGUGAAAAUCUGCGAAGAAAUGAACCCAGUGGAAUUUCAACCGAUAAAGGAUGUAUGUUCUUGCAUCGAUCUAGCCGCCGUACGGCCCGAGCGGCCACCAAAGGAUGAAAAACCUCUUUUUGCACCGGAUACUUCGUGUGAAUGUGGAUACAAGGAUAGUGGGCAACUUCCAAAAAAAUACUUCGCUGAUCCGGUUAGUCAACAUCUAGCCAAUAUGGCCGCUAGAAAGAAGCAAGUGUCAGUAUCGGAAGCAGAUUUGCACUUCCAGGGACACGCCAUUAAAGUUAAGCCGCAAAUGAAACCGACGUCAAACGUGAUGGAAGAACGGUUACAUAAAUUCAACCGUCAAGUGAUUGAAUUGAAGCCAUCGCGGAAGAACCGCGUUUAUCAACCGGUAUCGUCUGAGGAAGACGAAUCUCCCUGUAACCCUAAAAAGCAAUCCUACGGGGAUAUUUGUUACGAUAAAGUCAACGCUCCAACGCCCAUGUUUGAGCAGAUAAAGCCCUGCGACAGUCCUUGCGAACUGUGUGAAGAUAACGUUCCUAUUGAUGAGCCUGAUGAUGACGAGUACGACGAAGAGGAAAAUGAUGAUUUGGACGAAGCUGUUGAUUACUAA